AUGAAAAAGAACGUGCCACGAGUGAGAGAGAAGGAAAGGCAUGAUAGAGAAAAGGAGAAUGAAAAGGAUAGAGAGAGGUUAGAAAGGGGAAAAGAGCGAGACAAGCAGCUUGAGGAUGACACUGAUAGCAGAAUGGUUACUGAUAUAGAAGAUAAGCAUGAAGAAAAUGGAAUUUCUGAAGGACCAGAGCCAAUGGAUAUAUCUACAGCAUCAACAUCUCAGACAUGUGAAAUUCCUAGUUCUGAUGUGAUGAUUUUGGAAGGACAUACUUCUGAGGUUUGUGGCUGUGCAUGGAGUCCAACGGGAUCACUUCUUGCAUCAGGGUCUGGAGACUCCACAGCACGAAUUUGGACAAUAGCAGAGGGGACCUCUAGAUCUGUUGUGCAGAAUGAUCCUUUAAAUGUGCUGGUAUUGAAGCAUGUAAAGGGAAGGACAAAUGAGAAAAGCAAAGAUGUGACAACACUUGAUUGGAAUGGUGAGGGAACAUUACUUGCGACCGGCUCUUAUGAUGGACAGGCAAGAAUUUGGAGUACUGAUGUUAUUCUGGAACUAAAGACUACAUUGAGUAGGCAUAAAGGACCCAUAUUUACUCUGAAGUGGAACAAGGGGGAUUAUCUUCUAACUGGAAAUUGUGAUAAAACGGCAAUUGUGUGGGAUGUGAUGGCUUUGGAAUGGGAACAGCAGUUUGAGUUUCAUUCAGGUCCUAUGCUUGAUCAUGAGGUUAAUUGUGUCAAGUGGGAUCCUACAGGCUCUUUGUUGGCUUCUUGCUCUGAUGAUAUCAGUGCUAAGUUAGCAACUGAUGAAAUUGUACUGCAGAUAUGGAGUAUAAGGCAGGAUAAGUAUGUUCAUGAUUUGAGGGAGCAUUCUAAGGAGAUUUAUACAAUCAGAUGGAGCCCAACUGGACCUGGUACAAAUAAUCCCAACCAGCAAUUAGUGCUGGCGAGUGCAUCAUUUGACUCAACGGUGAAAUUAUGGGAUGUGGAAUUGGGGAAACUUGUCUGCAGUUUGAAUGGACACAGGGAGCCUGUGUAUUCGGUUGCAUUUAGUCCUAAUGGAGAAUAUUUGGUAAGUGGAUCUCUUGAUAGAUGCAUCAACAUCUGGUCAUUGAAGGAAGGAAAGAUUAUGAAAACAUAUGCUGGCAAUGGGGGAAUAUUUGAAGUUUGUUGGAACAAGGAAGGUGCUAUAAUCAGCUGGGAUUUCUUGGAGCUUGUGGUAACAUUGUGUUUAGUUGGGCUUCAGUUUCCCAUGGAAGCAAGCUUUCCUUUUAUGGGGAUGUGA
Molecule: messenger RNA, 1278 nt
Organism: Dovyalis caffra
Lineage: Eukaryota; Viridiplantae; Streptophyta; Magnoliopsida; Malpighiales; Salicaceae
Source: the annotation of a GenBank genome assembly